Messenger RNA from Mercenaria mercenaria, 5711 nucleotides. Its product is annotated as mitochondrial genome maintenance exonuclease 1-like. Gene Ontology annotation, cellular component: mitochondrion. The transcript has 5 exons. Gene Ontology annotation, molecular function: single-stranded DNA exodeoxyribonuclease activity. The record is from RefSeq and is a predicted model, not a curated record. Gene Ontology annotation, biological process: mitochondrial DNA replication. NCBI's taxonomy places the organism in Eukaryota, Metazoa, Mollusca, Bivalvia, Venerida, Veneridae. Bases 43 to 1089 code for a protein of 348 amino acids.
GAACUCGUGGUGCUCACUGCAACGAAAAGACACGUGAACAGAAUGUCCUGUUUGAGAAGUUCACUGUAUCAUGCCAUCAGAAGAGUCGUGGUUAAACCAGACAUAGACAUUACUUACCAGUUGCUUCAUAUGAACUCACUGUCAAUAUUUGGUCUGAGAACAUGUUCUACAAAAACUUUUGACUUAAAUCAAAUUGCAAGAUCAAAUAGAGAAAAUAGUUCUUUAGAUGGUGUAAAGAGGUCAAUUACUCAGAAAGCGAGGAAAUCUAAGACAAAUGCCAGUAAGGAUGAGGUGUCUGUAGAACCAGAGGAAAGAGUCGAUGUUCCCCACUGGCUUGGUACAGUCAUGGAUUGUCCGCUGUACUCCAACUCAAAGAUUGAUGUUUCAAAACAAGCACAGUUUAAAGACUUUGUUGAGGAGUUAGACAUGUCAUACUUGCCGUCUGUAAGCACCAUUAUAAACAGGACAGAGUCUGAAUCUCAAAAGAAAGUGCUGAAAAGAUGGAAGGCUGCUAAAACCAAAGAACUUGGGGGAGAAAAACAGUUCAAGGAAUAUCAGCAAGGAAUAAUAGACAAUGGGCUAAAUCUGCACAAAUGUAUUGAACUGACCUUGAAGGGUGAAGAAGGUUUAAAUAUCAAGGAGAGUAAUAAAGGCCACUGGGAGAGUGUGCAGACAGCUCUAGGAGAUGUACAGAAAGUGAAAAGCCUUGAAUAUGACUGCGUUCAUCCAGAAAUGUUUUACAGGGGAAAGUUUGACUGUAUUGCUGAAUUUAGGGACACUCUUUGCUUGAUUGAAUGGAAAACUUCUAGCUCACAUAAACCUCUCCUUAGUGCUACCUAUGAUAACCCUUUACAAGUUGCAGCUUACAUUGGUGCUGUAAACAGAAGUGGAAUUCUCAAACAACUAGAUAUACCAGACCUGACUAAUGGUGCCUUGGUGUUUGCUUACCCUACUGGUGAGCCAGCCACAGUGCACAUGAUGUCCCAGAAAGUAUGUGAACGCUACUGGAGGAAGUGGCUUGAUAGACUGUAUAUCUACUGGGUCUUACAGUUCCAACAUUCACAGAGAAAUGAAGUGAACAUGGUCUGACAGUCUGUCUUAGCAGAGAGCUCAAAUUUACACAGAUUGUUGAUCAGUACAGUGUAUAUUAACCUAUCAUCUACCCUGUACAGUAGACAGUACAGAGCUCAGUAUUGAAUGGAUUUCAUCUUAUUGCCACAAUGUAUCAAGAAUACAAAUGAUACAGACUUCAUCUUGACAAUACGUUUUCAACAGACUAUCCAAGAAUUACAUACAAAAGCUCAAAGAACAGUAGAUCAAAAGUUAUAUUUAAUUACAGCAAGACAUACAGCAACCUUUGAAGAAUCAAAGAAGAUAACAGACAGAGAAUCAGGGGAGGUAACUUUUCUCAGCUGCAACUUAAGUUAUGUAGUUUCUGUCAUAGUUAAAAAAAAAUCAUUCCAGUACACUUAUGUCUGUGUGGAAUAAACAACUUGAAUAGGUCAAGGAUACUAUACUAUACUUGUGCAAGAUAUGCUACUGUAAAAGCAGAAAUUUUCGUAAGGGUUUGAAUUUUCUCUAUAUUCGCAAGGCCCUUCAUCUUGCGAAAAUAAAUCCUUGUGUUAGUAUUCACCAUAAGUAAAAUCCAAAUUCAAGUAUGAUACCAUUUUUACAACUUGGCAGAUAUUAAACCUUAUGAACAUACUCAAAAUUUUGACCCAGCGAAAAUAUGUGCUUUUACAGUAUUACAUUAGCUGUUGUGAGAAAAUCUCUGAGUUAUUUUUUCAUAGGCGUUUUAGUGGGCAUUAUAUUGUUUACAAGUAGACAUACAAAAUGUACUUAGAAUAUAGUCAAACCUGUCGGUGAAGACCACCAUUUGAAAAGGAAAAAAAGGUCUUUGUUAAUAGAUGAUCUCUUAACACAAGCAGCCGACUAUAGAGUGGUUCAGACAAGCUUUAAGCUUUCAUCAAUAUCGAGCUUAAAUAAAUUAGUAACUAACACAAAUAAAUUGACACUGUUACUGGUUAAAUGUGAAGUGGAGAUAGUGACCGUUUUUAGAGGUGGUCUUAAACUCAGGUUUGACUGUAAUAUUUGAACAAAGUUUUUAUAGCAUUUACUAUAUGUGUUAAUUUUUUCUGAUGUGUUCAUAAAAUUUUCAGACUGAUGUGCAUUAUUAUAGUCAGCUGUAGGAGACUCAAAAAGUGGUUUAAAUGGAGACUAUUGUCUGCAUUUAUUUAUAAAGUCUAUUAUUUAUUCUGCAAAUAUUUAAAUUGGAAAUGAAACUGCCAGGUAGCCUGUGUUCAUAGUUGGUCAUUAGCACAGUUUGACUGUAUUAUAAUAAAGAAAUACAACAACUUCUAUUUUACAUAGAGCAGGCAGCGUAAGUAAUUUUUUGUUAACCAUACAUAGAAAUGAUCGGACAGACUUAAGGACCUUGCUUUUGAUUAAUGUUUAAAAAAAGUGUUUCGAAUAAAAAAACUUGAAAGAAAUAUUAACUUCACAUUUAAUGAAGCAUUUCCAUACUUUUGUACAUUUUUAUAUAACACAACUUCAGUGUAUUUUUUAGUGUUUAUGAAAUUUGAAACAGAUUUCUUGAAGGCUUAAUAUUGUUUGAUUGGCCAGAGACUUGGUCUUAGUGUAUUAGCUGACCUGAGUACAGUGUUUGCUGUUGUGAUCACUUACCAUCUGUAUGCCCUUUAAAUUAUUAAAAAAACAAUAUCUCCAUGAAAACUGUUUGAUGAAAGUUGUUUUAACUUGGCAGGAAUGUUAUUUCUUAUGUUUUUCAGGGUUCGCACAGGCCUUGAAAAGUCCUUGAAUUCGAUGGUAGUCCUUGAAAACUCCUUGAAAAUGACAAAACCCCUAAAAAACCUGGAAAAGUACUUGAAUUUUGAAAAGAACUCCUUGAAUUUGACCUUUCACUCCUUGAAAAUAUUCUUUCCGUAACUUUGCUUUGCAAAAAGAAUUUAAGGCUUAAAAUAAAUCGGAGAAAAUGAAAAUAAAUUCGUGAAACUGCAGGAUCGGGUCACUCGUAUGCUAUUAUAGUGGUCUACGGCCACACUUUAUCGAUAUUUACAGAGUGCUAUUUCUACUAUCACCGUUUGCAUGUUUCCGUUUCCGUUUAAAAAAGUACGGGGAAUAAUAACUCGCAAUUUUUAGCUAUUUGCGAGUGUUUCCAGUGAAUUAAAAUGAGUAAGAAAAAUAAACAUGUUUACUCAAGUAAGCGGGAGACAAAAGACGAAUAUAAACAGUGGCUGAAGCCCUAUAGAGCAGACAGAACGAAGUGUAUUUGUACGUCAUGUGACAAAAUUUUGAGGUAUCAUUAGUAGGAGUGUGCUAAAAAAUCACAAGAAUAGUGAUAAACCUCAGCAAAAUAGUGAAUUACAUCAAUCUAAUAAUCGAAUUACGUCAUUUUCAAAGGUGUGACAAGUGAUGGUUGUUUUAUUUUUGCAUUACAUAAUAAAAGUUUUUCAGAUUAGGUCGUGGUUUUGAAAAAAAAUAGUGCUUGAAAAAUUGUAAAAAGUCCUUGAAAAGUCCUUGAAAAGUACUUGAAUUUUGUCUCUGAUAUUCUGUAUGAACCAUGUUUUUUUUCCUGCUAUUUCCAGAAGUAAUGCAAGUCAUUCAAUAAUAAACUUAUUGUUAGUUUAUAAGCUUGCACCUGUUACUGAAGGCAAUUGUGAUCACAUUUUGUCUGUUUUCCAUUUGUUCAGAACAGUGUUGGGUAUUGCGUUAACUACAAGGAGUGAUUGUUUUGAUGCAAAAUGGAUUAAUAUGGAAAAUAUAAUGGUGUAAGAAUUUAAUCCAUAUUACACAUGCAAAGAUCUUGUGAGAAAUAUCCUCGAGUUUUUUUAAAUAGAUGUGAAAAUGUCUUUAAAAACCUGUUUUCAGCCUGGUACUUUGGUGUCAAUGCUAAAUUUACUGUUCACCAGUUGUUCAUUUUUGUUGUGUUUGUAGGAAGCAUGUUGAUUAAGAAAACAUCUACUAGUUUCAAGGUCAGCAAUUUCAGAAUUUAACUCAGCUGAUUUUACUUUGUUAAAAUUUUCUUUUUCUAGAUCUUCCACUUUCUGAUUUUUAUGCCCCCAAAGGGCGGCAUAUUAGUUUUCAACUGUCCGUUCGUUCCUUCGUUCGUUCAUCACAAUGUUAACUUUCUGCAUGAAGGCAGUUUACUCGCGAACCACUGCACCCAGGACCUUCAAACUUCACAUGCUGAUAGUACUUAUUGAGUACACGACCCCUACUGACUUUGGGGUCACCAGGUCAAAGGUCAAGGGGCUGCGGGGGCAUUUGUCACCAUUAGUGACAGCUCUUGUUUUUUCUUUCACUUUUUCUAAACAUAGAAAACCAUAAAUAUGGUCAGCUUGCAAAUAUUGCCUAUCCUCAGACUCCGUCUCUUUUUCUAAUAUCUCUUGCAUAUUACUGUUGUUUUUAAAUUGAUAUAAUUAAUUGACUGUUAGCAACCACUUAGCAACCAAUACCAUGUAGCAAACAAUAUCUCUUAACCAAUAUUAAGCAUAGAUUUUUAAGCAUGUUGUAAUUCUGCUAUAACUGCCCACAACCUGCAAUCAUAGUGUAAUUUUCAGCAGAUAUGUUAGUUUAUUCCAAGAUUAAGUCUCUAGGAUAUUAGGAGUGAGUGAAGAUUCACCCUACCUCUUAAUUCUAAAGCAACCAGCAACCAUAAAGCAACCAAGCAAUUCAACUAUAAAUGCAACCAAGUAACUUGUUUAUUGAUUCAGUAAUAAGAUUGCUAUAAUUUAGAGUUUGUAUGUAUAGAAAGUAACUAUGCUGGGAUAGAAGGAUUCCAUCGGAAUUAAAGUGUUCUUGCUUAGAUUCAUUAAUUUUGAAACAAAGUUGUCUUCCAUUUUGUGUGCCUCUGAUAAGUUGUAGCUCUGCCAAGAAAUCCAAAGGCGAUGCAACAAUUCCUAGCAUCGGCAUCUCUAGAAAUACGCAGAAGACAUUAUGAAGCAAAUUUGUUGCCCACAGCUGCCUUCUGCACAUGUCUGCUUUCAUAAGGGUACAUAUGUGUUUUAACAAAGCCUCCCAGUAGAGGUCUUACACCCUUGGGUUCAAUAUACUUGGAAUUACGGACAAAGCAAGGGGUGACCCCCACUACUUCCCUUGACACUCUCAUUUCUCAUCAUGGAUGUUGGCAUUAUACCUUCUCAUUCUCUCGAAACUCUUGCCACAUUUAUUUCAAAAGUGCUCUUAUUUAUUCAAUUGGUCUCUCUGUUUAGAAGCUUGAUAUUAUCUGAAAUAACCUCUCCCUAUGAUAGUCUUGGAAGGAUGUUACACCAUAUUACUUUUGACUUUUCAAAUAUUUGGCAUAUGUAUGUUUGAUCUUUAGUCAAUAAGUCAAAGAAGUCUUUUUGUUUUAUGUUUGCCAUGCUGUUGCCACCCAGAUGCACUUUUUUAUCAGAAUUUAUCUGGUAUUGAAUGGUUUGAGGAAUGUAGUGGUUUUAGCCAAGGUUGAGUUUGUUUUGUUUCACAGUACAAUAUCCUUUAUGGUAUUUUACAUAUUCACAUGUGACAACAUUAAAGUAUUUUACUUUGCUAUUAUCUGAAGAAUCUGCUACUUUUGUAUGGGUAUUUUUGUGCAUCUUCUGUCCUGUUUGACUUGCUUUGAGGUCCCCAAAAUCUGGGGGGAAAAUUACACUUUUGAAUACAUGUUCAUGGAACUUGGAAGUAUGAUGAGUAAUUAUUAAAAUUUAAUGAUAAAG